This is a messenger RNA of Nomascus leucogenys (northern white-cheeked gibbon), 1465 nucleotides long. RefSeq names its product chromosome 13 C20orf96 homolog (gene C13H20orf96). The record is from RefSeq and is a predicted model, not a curated record. NCBI's taxonomy places the organism in Eukaryota, Metazoa, Chordata, Mammalia, Primates, Hylobatidae.
ACACCCCGCCGCUGUCCCGCCCUCGCCUUGAGGUGGGCCCUCUGUCUUCUGACCCCGCCCUCUCCCCGCCCACAUAUCCUUGGCCCCGCCCCACUCCCGCGGCGCUCUGGUCCCCGGUAAACUGCAGCUUCUGGUUCGAGACUCCCAUCCUGUUUCGAAUUGCUGCUUGCUGCCCCUUGCUGGGGAUAAUGGAAGUUCUUUCCCUUCCCAACUCUUUCCAGACCCAAGCACUCUGGGACUCACUCCACGGUCCAGGAGUUCCAGGUUCCGGAUUAUGUUCCAUGGCAGCAGUCCAAGCUGGAAACCAAGCCAUCUACUCUGCCUCCGGUCCAACAAACCAACAGCCUUCAUACAAGCAAAAUGAAGACUUUGACUAGGGUCCAAUCAGUGUUUCACUCCAAGCCCAUUAUGGUGGUGACAAGCUGCCAGCCGAAGAAUCCACGAGAACUACAUAGAAGGCAGAAGUUGGACCCUGGGAAGAUGCAGGCCGAAAUCCGGUUAAUGAAGACAAUGCUCAGGAACGGGAGGACCGCUCUGCGAGAGCUCCAAAGCCAUGAGAACUUCCUCACCAAGCUCAACGAGGAGCUGAUCGAGACCAUCCAGGACAUGGAGAGCAGCACGACCCUGAACGUGCGGGCCCUGCUGCAGCAGCAGGACAUACUGGCGACCAUCAUCAACAUCUUGGAGUAUUCAAACAAGAAGAGGCUGCAGGAAUUGAAGUCUGAGCUUCAGGAGUGGGAAGAAAAGAAGAAAUGCAAGAUGAGCUAUCUAGAGCAGCAGGCAGAGCAGCUGAAUGCCAAGAUUGAGAAGACCCAGGAGGAAGUGAACUUCCUGAGCACUUAUAUGGACCAUGAGUAUUCCGUCAAGUCUGUCCAGAUCGCCACCCUUAUGCGCCAGCUGCAGCAGGUUAAGGACAGCCAGCAGGAUGAGCUGGAUGACCUCAGUGAGAUGCGCAGAAAGGUCCUGGAGUCCUUGUCCAACAAGAUUCAGAAGAAGAAGAAAAAAAUUCUGAGUUCUGUGGUGGCGGAAACCCAGCGUCCCUAUGAAGAGGCUCUCCUACAGAAGAUGUGGGAAAGCCAAGACUUCCUGAAAUGCAUGCAAAGGUUCAGAGAAUUUAUUGACCAGUUUAAGGAGAACAUGCCCGUAUUAAGGGCCGAGGUGGAAGAGCUCCAAGCCCAGACCCGGGAACCCCGAGAGGUCAUAUUUGAGGAUGUUCUGCUUCGGAGACCCAAGUGCACCCCAGACAUGGAUGUCAUCCUCAACAUUCCUGUGGAAGAGCCACUACCCUUCUAGAUGGCAGUGCCAUGGGCCGCCCUCCCCUCCUGCUCUCUUCCCAGCACCUGGAGCCUUGGAUCAUUUACUUCCAGGACCAGAUCUCCAUUCAGACCCUGAUCUACAGUCUCCCUGCUCCCUCUGCCCUUCCUCCCUCUUUCUUUCCCUCCCUCCUUCCCUUCUUCCCCCUUCC